CCAACAAAUCUGUUAAGUAAUUUACUAUUUUUAAACAAAAAAAAAAGUUGAAAUUUUUAAGUGUUUUCCCAGUACUCAUGGAUUUACAUUUCUCCUCACAUUCAAAGCUGUAAACACUAAACAGUAGAAGUAGAUAGACUAUUUUAAUGGCAUUUCUCAUUUCUCAUUCUUCUUCACUCUCACUCUGCUCAUUCUCUGCUUUCCUCUCCUUUUCAAUCAUACUCUCACUAUCAGGAGAGUAAGCCAUUAUAUAAAAAAAAAACAGCUCAUUUCUCUGAAAACUCGAUCCAAUCAUUGAUCCAAAUAGCUGCUUAUUGCGAUGAGCUCAUUAUGCUAGAGACCUACUACAUAUGCAAACUUUCUGCAGAUCGCUUAGCCAGUUUAUCUUCAGCUCGAACAGUGAGCUUAAAAAAUGGGUUAUUUGUCUUGUAAUUCAGAGUCUGCAAUCAUAACUUGUGAUCCAUACAACUGGGAUAUAAAAAACAGGAAGAAAAAGAAGAAGAAGAAAAAACCCAAGAUCAGACAAUUUUCUUACAGUGAUCUCGAAUCAGCAACAAAUGGGUUUUCUCCUCAGAGUUUUCUAGGCAAAGGGAGCCAUGGAAGUGUUUAUAAAGCUGUUCUUGAUGAAGGUAAACUUACUGUAGCUGUUAAGAAAACAAUUCAUUCUUCAUUACUUCAUCCAGAUAAUGAAAUUGAAAUCCUUUCUCGGGUUCGAAGUCCUCGAUUAGUAAACUUAUUAGGAUUCAGUCUCGACAUAAACGAUAACAAAUUACUGGUUGUCGAGUUUAUGCCGAAUGGGUCACUCUAUGAUCUUUUGCACUCGAGUACUCGUCGAAUGCUUAGUUUGAGCAAACGCGUCAGGUAUGCUCUACAGAUUGCGAAAGCAGUAGAAAUUUUGCAUUCAUCGAAUCCGCCUGUUAUUCAUAGAGACAUUAAAUCUUCAAAUGUUUUGAUCGAUUCGAAUUGGAAUGCUCGAUUAGGAGAUUUUGGAUUAGCUUUGAGAGGAUUUGUUGAAGAUGUGAAGCUAAAAUGCACCCCACCAGCUGGUACAUUGGGGUAUCUUGACCCUGCCUACAUUGCUCCAGAAAAUCUAACUGCGAAAAAUGAUGUUUUUAGUUUUGGGAUUCUCUUGUUAGAGAUUUUAAGCGGGAGAAAUGCAAUUGAUGUGAAUUACAGUCCUCCAUCAGUAAUCGAUUGGGCGUUACCGUUGAUCAAGCGAGGUGAGUAUACUUCGAUUUAUGAUGCACGAAUUGAUAUUCCUGAUGAUAUAUCUGUGUUAAGACAAUUAGCAAAUUUAGCUGCAAAAUGUGUGAGGUCAACAGCAGAGAAAAGACCUGCUAUGUCUGAUGUAGUAAAGUGUCUUAGUGGUUUUACGGAAAGAAUUUCUUCUCCAUUGUGGAACAAUCUUAGGAGACGCAUGACUAAAGAAUCGACAUCUGCAUCAUUGUCAGCGUCAUUGUCCAUUGGACACGACAUGUUUGAUAAUAGCAAAGAGAUUAUUGUUAAAACAAUUAAACAUGGUAUUAGAACAUCAUCUUUGAAGAAUUACAGAAAGGUUUCAAGUUUCGAACCUUAUUUCGAUUUGAAAAACCAACCCUUUACCGAUAGAAUCCGGAUUCAUCGUUCGAAUUCUAUUGGUUCAAUUAGUGAAACAAAAGUGAGUUCGGAUACUAGUUUGGGGAAUAAACAGCUUGCUCUAGUUGAAGUUAAAACUGGGUUGGACUUGAAAAUGGCUGCUCUUAGAUUAAGCAAAUCAAGAUCUUUGAAUGUCCUGCAAAGUACGCGACUGAUUCACGACAUCGAAAGAGGGUUUGUUUUUCGACUCGUGAAGAAUCCUUAUAUCAGAUCCUUAAGUGUAACAAAACUUGUUCUUAGUAAUGAGAAAAGUCUCCAGAAGAAACUGAUUGAGGAGAGGAAAUACGAUUAGUUGUUUUCUUUGUAAUUUUAGUAAUGUGGUUAUUGUUGGAUACCAUUGAAGAAUGGAAUGCAUCUUUUCUUAUGUAAGUUACUCAUAUUUAUUAUGUUAUCAGGUAUUUCAGUUGCAGAUUUUCAG
Molecule: messenger RNA, 2053 nt
Organism: Papaver somniferum (opium poppy)
Lineage: Eukaryota; Viridiplantae; Streptophyta; Magnoliopsida; Ranunculales; Papaveraceae
Product: serine/threonine-protein kinase-like protein At3g51990
Exons: 1
Coding region: 413-1927 (504 amino acids)
Biological process (GO): protein phosphorylation
Cellular component (GO): plasma membrane
Molecular function (GO): ATP binding; protein kinase activity
Source: RefSeq, a predicted model, not a curated record